This is a messenger RNA of Oncorhynchus nerka (sockeye salmon), 6533 nucleotides long. RefSeq names its product partitioning defective 6 homolog beta-like. Gene Ontology annotation, molecular function: protein binding. The record is from RefSeq and is a predicted model, not a curated record. Gene Ontology annotation, cellular component: nucleus; cell cortex; apical plasma membrane. Gene Ontology annotation, biological process: regulation of cellular localization; centrosome cycle; establishment or maintenance of cell polarity. The transcript is spliced from 4 exons. The coding region runs from base 397 to 1560 and encodes 387 amino acids. NCBI's taxonomy places the organism in Eukaryota, Metazoa, Chordata, Actinopteri, Salmoniformes, Salmonidae.
CGUACUUUAAAUACUUUACAUGGCAUUUUAGACAUGUAUUCACAAUAUAUGACAUGCAGAUAAACAUUUUUAAAAAACGUAGACAAGAUAAUGUGGACAAAAGACAAAACAUUUAUUGACUUUUCGGUUGCGUCAUAGAAUUGUACAGGACCUUAUUAAAAGUGAUCAAGAUAAGUUUGACUUGAUUCUGACAGUAGCGGGAGUGUGCGUGUUGGGAACGAGGCUCCAGGCAGGGGCCGCUUCCUGGGUGCGUUAGAAGCGUCACGCAGGACAGCGUUGAAGUGGUUAAACGGACGAUGUGACGGCGAGUUUUGAGAAGAUAAGUUUAGAGCAGAGGGCAGAAGAGGGCAGCCCCGUGAGGGCAAGUGUUUGCUGUGGCGCUCCUGUUAGCGAAAGAUGAACAAGAACCACCGAGUGCCGAGCAACCGGACUCUGGGCGCCGUGGAGGUGAAGAGUAAGUUUGUGGCUGAAUUCCGCCGGUUCUCCCUGGACCGGUCCAAGCCGGGCCGGUUUGAUGAGUUCUAUAGGCUCCUACAGCACAUGCACCGGAUCCCAAACGUGGACCUGCUGGUGGGCUAUGCUGACGUCCACGGUGACCUGCUGCCAAUCAACAACGAUGACAACUACCGCAAAGCCAUCUCCGUGGCUGACCCCGUGCUACGCCUCUUCCUGCAGAGGAAAGAGGAAGCCGACUACUCUGCGUUUGGUCUGGACUCUCUGACCCGUCCCAAGAAGAUGGUCCUAGCGGCCAUGUUGCUACGGCCUGAUGCCAACCGGAAGAAGCCCCUUGUGAUCAUCAGCCUGCCCAGGGACUUCAGGCCCGUCUCCUCCAUCAUCGAUGUGGAUAUCCUCCCUGAGACACACCGCCGGGUUCGCCUCUACAAGCACGGCCAGGAGAAACCGCUGGGCUUCUACAUCCGAGACGGCUCCAGUGUCCGGGUCACGCCCCAGGGCCUGGAGAAGGUUCCUGGGAUCUUCAUCUCCCGCAUGGUGCCUGGGGGCCUGGCUGAGAGCACUGGCCUGCUGGCUGUCAACGACGAGGUGCUUGAGGUCAACGGCAUCGAGGUGCAAGGCAAGUCCCUGGACCAGGUGACAGACAUGAUGAUCGCCAACAGCCACAAUCUCAUCGUGACGGUGAAGCCGGCCAACCAGCGCAACAACAUCGUACGGAGUGGCGGGGGCGGGGCAGCGUCCGGGAGCUCGGGGCACUCGUCCGACAGUGGCACCAGUUUCUACGGCUACUCCUCCCCGGGCAUUGCCGUGGCGACGACUCCGGCAGACAUCAUCCAGAACUUCCAUCCAGAGGAGCUGGAGAGUGAUGAGGAUGAUGAGGACCUGGUGAUCGAGGUGGACGGAGAGGCCAUGCCCAUCCCACGGACCUCCUCGGCCAGCUGUACCAUACCCUUCAUUCCUCGCUACAUGCCCCACCUGGACCUCCGCACCACCAACGGAGCCCUGGCCUCCCACAACCUCUCCGGCUCACUGGGCACGCUCAGCACUGCCGACAGGGGCCUGGAGGGAAGGAGCUUAGAGGAGGAAGGCACCGUCAUUACACUGUAAACACACACUGUCGUAAGUUGCACAGUAUUUACGGGAACGCUAACACAUAGUCUGACUUACACUGAAGCGUACCCUCAUGCAUACACAAAGAACGACAACAUCCACACAUGCGUUGCCAUAGUAUCGACACCGCCCUCCCUAUGCUGUCUGACAGACACAUUGAUUACCCGUGGUGUUUUGUGUGGAGGAGGAAAGUGACUCUGCCUCUGAGAAAGGCCUCCAACUUCUCAUUGACAACCAUAAAAAGCACUUGUUUCUAUUUCGUGAGGGGGAGACUGUGUUUCUGUGGUCUUCCACUUGAGGGCAGCAAUGAGAUGCUACACUGUUGUUUUUAAAAUUUUGUGAAGCAUAGGAAAGGACUGAUUUUAAUGAAUGAACAAAUGAAUGAAUGAAUGAUUGCAGAUAUCUUUAGGCUUUGACCUUUCCCUAGCUAUUCUGCCCUGGUUUGUUUGAUAGAGGAGACUACAUUUCACAAUCUGCUUUUGCCUUGUCACUUUGCAAACGACAACAACCACUCCCCUAGGAGAUUACAUCUUGUGAUUUGGGAACAAAAGUAAUGGCUUCUAUCCUACAUGUUACCAUACUAACUACCAAAGAGUAGAGGUCUGCAAUAACACUCAGAUUUUAGUCUGAGGAGAAACAAUGUAUAUGGGUCUCUCUUCAUGGACCCGGACAUUAACCACUAUUCCUGUGUUUCGUCUCCAAGCUUUUAAUGUUGAUAAUCACAAGAAAAAAACUAGAAGCAAUUUAUACAAAGCAACUGAAAUGACAAAAUCUCUUAAAGGGGCAAUCUGUAAUUGCUUCAUCCAAUGUUAGACUUUUAAAUGAAUUAUGUAUGUAUGUAUGUAUGUGUGUGUAUAUAUAUUACACACAUACAUACUCAUUGAUUCUUUAAGAAUAUAACUAAUAAAAGCCUUGUGAGCUUAGUUCUAUUGUCGAACCCCAUCAGAAUCCAAAAUAGAAGCUUGUCAUACCCCUUUGUUUGUAGACUAGGUAAAUACAAACAAACACUGUAUAGCCUCAACAUGGUUAGAACUAUCAUUUUGUUAUCAUGGAUUGUCAUUCCUUGUAUCCGUAGAUCUGUCCAUGGGUUCGAGAGUGUUUUCAAUUCUAUAAACCCCAUCCUUCUACCAAAAUAGUGGCGGGGAGUCAGUUUUGUUGUUCUGAACCGCAGAUUUCCGCUCUAAAUAUUUUCAUUCUAUUUAUUUUACGGUUUUAUUUCAAUCUAAAAUGGUUCACUGUAUGAUUUUUUAAAUUUAGUUGAAAAGAAGUAUCUCGAUCCACCGCCACGGACCAACACCUCAUCUGACAGGUGUGCUGUCCCUGCCUGGAUGAAGGUCCAUCUUGUUUUUCAUCCAACUUCUCUUUCCUCACGACAAGGGCAAUUUCCCCACUUCGUGUACGUAGUGUGACAGAAUGUGAUUGUAAAUGUGAUUCUCUGAUUUCUCAGACCAUGACGCUUCACUCACCUCAGCAUGUUUUCUCUCUCGCUCUCUCAUCUGUCUGGUUUGGGAGGAUGUAUUUGUAACAACAGAUGGUGGCUUUCUUAGUUUUCCAACUCUGAGUUCACUUGGAUGUGGCCUGAAUCAUUCACAUUUGAAGAGUGUCCUCGCUUCAUGUACAGUAUUUAUUCACCAUUUCAUUGUAUAUUGUUUGGAGUAACCCCUCAGUCGAUCUUCAACAGAAUGUGAUACUGGUAUAGAUGACUAGCUGGACUGUGACAGAGUACUACAGAGAUGUUAUGUAACUUAGAGACGCUAAUGACCCCAGCGAGGAUGGAUGGGACAGUUCUAGAACCCAGUCUGCAGAAAGAAGUUAGAUUAUUUUGUCUUGCACACGCUCUCACACAUACCGACCCGGUCUCUGUGUUUGAGUAAGGUGGAGUUUGUCUAGCGCUAUGCAUUAUGACUUGGAUCAGGUGAGCACAGGUCUAUUCCCACUUGUUCCUGGUCACAUGACAUCACCUGAUGACUGUACCUACCUGUUUAGGAAGGUGAACACCAGCAAGUUCAUUAGAAUGUCAUUAGUGUAGAGCCAACAGACUUCCCCAAAACACAAAAAGACAGGAUAGCACUGCAGAAUAUCCUCAUUCCAAUAGAAUGUAGUUUUAUUCUGUGUGUUUAGUUGCCAGUGAGCUUGUUGUGAAGUAUAAUGAGAAUUUAGACUAAGGCUGUACUCAACAUGUAAACAUUAAAUGACGCUAACAGACUCCACAGAGAGCAGAUGGUGUAUCGAUGUCCAUUUCUCCUAUUGCUUUUUACAAUCCUCUCUGAUGGGGAAGCUAAAUGUACUGGGAACAGUUGCCUCCCUCACCCCCCUCUCUCCUCCUCAGUCUGACUGCAAUGGGUCUUACCUGCAGAAAUACCUGAUGAGAAUCAUAAACACUGGAUCACUGUAAUCAGACAUGCCAUCUACCCAGAGUAGGGUAUCAUGUGAACUCAACUAGCCCUCCCUAUCAGACAUGCCAUCUACCCAGAGUAGGGUAUCAUGUGAACUCCACUAGCCCUCCCUAUCAGACAUGCCAUCUAACCAGAGUAGGGUAUCAUGUGAACUCCACUAGCCCUCCCUAUCAGACAUGCCAUCUACCCAGAGUAGGGUAUCAUGUGAACUCCACUAGCCCUCCCUAUCAGACAUGCCAUCUACCCAGAGUAGGGUAUCAUGUGAACUCCACUAGCCCUCCCUAUCAGACAUGCCAUCUACCCAGAGUAGGGUAUCAUGUGAACUCCACUAGCCCUCCCUAUCAGACAUGCCAUCUACCCAGAGUAGGGUAUCAUGUGAACUCCACUAGCCCUCCCUAUCAGACAUGCCAUCUACCCAGAGUAGGGUAUCAUGUGAACUCCACUAGCCCUCCCUAUCAGACAUGCCAUCUACCCAGAGUAGGGUAUCAUGUGAACUCCACUAGCCCUCCCUAUCAGACAUGCCAUCUACCCAGAGUAGGGUAUCAUGUGAACUCAACUAGCCCUCCCUAUCAGACAUGCCAUCUACCCAGAGUAGGGUAUCAUGUGAACUCCACUAGCCCUCCCUAUCAGACAUGCCAUCUACCCAGAGUAGGGUAUCAUGUGAACUCCACUAGCCCUCCCUAUCAGACAUGCCAUCUACCCAGAGUAGGGUAUCAUGUGAACUCCACUAGCCCUCCCUAUCAGACAUGCCAUCUACCCAGAGUAGGGUAUCAUGUGAACUCCACUAGCCCUCCCUAUCAGACAUGCCAUCUACCCAGAGUAGGGUAUCAUGUGAACUCAACUAGCCCUCCCUAUCAGACAUGCCAUCUACCCAGAGCAGGGUAUCAUGUGAACUCCACUAGCCCUCCCUAUCAGACAUGCCAUCUACCCAGAGUAGGGUAUCAUGUGAACUCCACUAGCCCUCCCUAUCAGACAUGCCAUCUACCCAGAGUAGGGUAUCAUGUGAACUCAACUAGCCCUCCCUAUCAGACAUGCCAUCUACCCAGAGUAGGGUAUCAUGUGAACUCCACUAGCCCUCCCUAUCAGACAUGCCAUCUACCCAGAGUAGGGUAUCAUGUGAACUCAACUAGCCCUCCCUAUCAGACAUGCCAUCUACCCAGAGUAGGGUAUCAUGUGAACUCCACUAGCCCUCCCUAUCAGACAUGCCAUCUACCCAGAGUAGGGUAUCAUGUGAACUCCACUAGCCCUCCCUAUCAGACAUGCCAUCUACCCAGAGUAGGGUAUCAUGUGAACUCCACUAGCCCUCCCUAUCAGACAUGCCAUCUACCCAGAGUAGGGUAUCAUGUGAACUCAACUAGCCCUCCCUAUCAGACAUGCCAUCUACCCAGAGCAGGGUAUCAUGUGAACUCAACUAGCCCUCCCUAUCAGACAUGCCAUCUACCCAGAGUAGGGUAUCAUGUGAACUCCACUAGCCCUCCCUAUCAGACAUGCCAUCUACCCAGAGUAGGGUAUCAUGUGAACUCCACUAGCCCUCCCUAUCAGACAUGCCAUCUACCCAGAGUAGGGUAUCAUGUGAACUCAACUAGCCCUCCCUAUCAGACAUGCCAUCUACCCAGAGUAGGGUAUCAUGUGAACUCCACUAGCCCUCCCUAUCAGACAUGCCAUCUACCCAGAGUAGGGUAUCAUGUGAACUCAACUAGCCCUCCCUAUCAGACAUGCCAUCUACCCAGAGUAGGGUAUCAUGUGAACUCCACUAGCCCUCCUUUUCAUACUGUGAGGUACAGUACUACUCUAUUCUCUGUUAUGGUACAGGGUGUAGAAGAGUUGGGAUUGCUUUCUCGCUCUCUCUCAUUCCAAACACUUCUGGAACAUUCAAGGCAUGAUGAGUCACAUUUUAGAAUGGAAAGAUUUUUAUCUGUUAAUUUAUUAUUGUUUUAACUACACAGGACAUGGGGAUCGUAACCACAACUAUUUAUUUUCUAAUCAUGUUUCUGUAUAUUCCUUUUCAUUGCUAAGUCAGUAAACAUUUUAACGUGUUAUAACUGAUCCACUGUGUUAAGUCAUGGUUUAAUUUCAAUUUCUAAUCUGUUCUUUCCCUUUUUUCAAAAGUGAUUUUGUUAAAUAGCUUAUUUUCUGUACAAACGGCUUCUAGGGGUGUAGAUUAUGACACUUUUCCUGUACUGUGAAUUCCUCUUCCUGGGAGAAACCUGUAUAUUUCAGAGAACUCUAACCAGGCUGGGAGAAACCUGUAUGUUUCAGAGAACUCUAACCAGGCUGGGAGAAACCUGUAUGUUUCAGAGAACUCUAACCAGGCUGGGAGAAACCUGUAUGUUUCAGAGAACUCUAACCAGGCUGGGAGAAACCUGUAUGUUUCAGAGAACUCUAACCAGGCUUCGGAAUUUGGUUUGUGUCUGUUCCUUUUUUUUUUCCAAGAUAAUGAGCAAUGAUUUUUGCUUGUCAGAUAAAUCAAGGUAUAGAUUUGUGCUGAAAAUUGUCAGUAUUUUCUUAUUGAUAGUAUAUGAUGUACAUUUUUAUCACAUUUUAAUGAAAAAGUAAUAAAGAAAUGAAUUUACA